This is a messenger RNA of Prorocentrum cordatum, 667 nucleotides long. The record is from the annotation of a GenBank genome assembly. NCBI's taxonomy places the organism in Eukaryota, Dinophyceae, Prorocentrales, Prorocentraceae.
GUUUCCAGGAGCCGCCAUGUGUGUCAAGGCAACACAGAAAACAUUCGACCAUGGACCCUCAGUCAGCGAUGCUCAAGCUCUUCAUCCUUCCCCCCCGCUCCUGUUCUGGCCUCCGGGCCCGCGCGGCCGCGCGUCAGGAGGAGAAGCGGCUAAAGCGCGCCCUGAGAGAGGCGGAGGGCGGGCGCGCCGGCGGCUUCAACGACAGGCAGGACCUGCAGGUGGACAGGAAACCACCCCCGGAAGAGGACGACUGCGAGUACGACGACUUCGGGCGCAGGAAGAAGAGGCGGCCCGAGUCGCAGAAGCGCGUGUGCACCGACCCCAGCGUGCGCAGGGCCAUGGAGAAGCUGCGGCAGAAGACCAGCAGAGGAGGGCGGUCCCGACCGAGCCGGGUUGUCGAGGCCCUCCCGCUCGCGCUCCCGGUCGCGCAGCAAGGACGGACCGGUCGGACGCCCAGCAGGGCGCGCCGGGCGACGUGCGUGGGUGCGUGUAGGGCGCCAGCGGCGCCGCCCGCAGCUUGCAUGCUUGUCGAGCCAGUGGCGUGCAGAAGGGGGCCCCCGUGGAACCACGGCAGGCCUGACCCCGCCGUUCCGCCGCAGGGCCGCGCGCAGUCGAGCGUCGCAGACCGUGGCUGAUGCCGACCUGCGGCCAGUGCCCGAAAGCAAAA